UUACAAAAACCAAAAGUUGUUUUGUCUGAAAGAGAACAUUACAGUCUCCUUCACUUUCUCUCUCUACUGUAGUCUGUGUGUAGAGAGAGAAAGCAAAGCGAAAGCCAACAAAAAAAAAAAAGAAAAAAAAAAAAGGAAAAGAUUGGCAUUUGAGAAAUGAGUAAAGCAAAAACCAUCUUGUCAUUGUUCUGGUUUUCUUAAGAGCCUUAAAAAUAAAAAACUCAAAUACCCAUAGUUGAUCUCUUUAAAGAACAUAUAAAGAUAGAAUAUAUAUGUAAAGAAAAAAAGGGGUUAGAUAAUAAAUGAAAACUCAAAUGCUGGUACCCAUUUGGUAGAACUCAAAACUUUAGGAUCCUGUUCACCUAUUCAAGAUCUUACUUAUUGGUCUUUCUUUCAGAAUUUACAUUCUGGGCUUGGUUUUUUUUUAUUUUUGGAUUGAAGUUCUGCUAGUUCUGGGACUUGAUUAGUAAAAAAAUAAGAGGAUCUGAACCCGUGCAUAGGGGAGAACAUCUGGUUAUAUGAGGAGGUUAGAGAAGGAGGAGGUAGUGUAAAUAUACUAGAGAAAAUGAAACCCAACACACCUCUUGAUUAUGCUGUGUUUCAACUGUCUCCAAGGCAUUCUCGAUGUGAAUUGUUUGUGUCGAGUAGUGGAAGUACAGAGAAACUUGCUUCAGGAUUAGUAAAGCCAUUUGUGGCUCAUUUGAAGGUUGCAGAAGAGCAGGUUGCACAGGCAGUUCAUUCAAUUAAGCUUGAAGUUGAAAGGCAUAGAAAUGCAAAUCCUGAGACGUGGUUCACAAAAGGAACCCUUGAGAGAUUUGUGCGGUUUGUCAGUACACCUGAGGUUUUAGAAAUGGUCAAUACAUUUGAUGCAGAGAUGUCUCAAUUGGAAGGAGCACGGAGAAUUUACUCUCAGGGGGCUGGCGAUCAGCUAUCUGGUGCUUUAGGUGGGGAUGGAAUGGGAACAGUGGCAGGAACUGAUGCAACAAAGAAGGAGCUUCUGCGGGCAAUUGAUGUGCGGCUUGCUGCAGUUACGCAGGAUUUAACUACAGCCUGUGCUCGGGCAUCAGCUGCUGGUUUUAAUCCCGAGACCGUAUCAGAGCUCCAACUCUUUUCAGAUUGUUUUGGUGCACAUCGGUUAAAUGAAGCCUGUACCAAAUAUAUUUCACUAUGCGAAAGAAGACCAGACCUGACCAAUCCAUGGAAGCCAGGUGUCGAGGAUCAACUGGUCCGGGCUUCGUGGGGAUCUGACAUGUCAAUUGAUGACCCUUCAGAAGAACAAAGUGGGUCCCACAAUGUUAGGUCCCAGCACUUAUUCCAAAAUAAACACCAACACCAGCAAGCAGGCCAUGAACAGCAACAGCCAGAUUUAACACAAAAUCAAUACCACCUUAAACAUUCGAAACCUUCUACCUUUUAUCCCAAUUCCUCACUCCCUGCAGAGCAGUUAAUUGUCCAUAAGGAGACCAAGGAAGAAGAGAAGACAAAAGAGGAAUCUACGACUGAGCCAUCACCUAUUCAACCAAGUCAACCUGCAAGGAGACUCAGUGUGCAGGACAGGAUCAACCUGUUUGAGAAUAAGCAGAAGGAGAACUCAGGUGGCAAACCUGUAGCUGUAGCAAAACCUGCAGAGCUGAGGAGACUCUCUUCUGAUGUGUUUUCUGCACCUGCACUUGAAAAGGCUGUAUUGAGAAGAUGGAGUGGAGCAAGUGAUAUGAGCAUUGACUUGGGAAAUGAAAAAAAGGAUAAUAACAGUGUAGAAAGUCCUUUGUGUACACCCUCUUCAUCUUCUGUAUCCCAAAGCAAAAGUAGUGUGUUUCCUAGCACAUCAGUAGAUUAUAAGGACCAAAAGGGGCUCAAUGAUACAGCAAGUUCUGUUAAGAUUGAGGCUAAGGAUGUUUCUGGGAUCAAAGAUCAGGGUGAGUUGCAGAAAUGUGGUGGUGGAUUCAUGGGGAAGGACAAUGAGGUGGGUUUGAAGGUUAAAGUGGGGUCUCAGGACCAGCUCAGGUCAUUCACUGGUAGAAGUGAGCAGUCAGGGGUUGACCAUGGGGCUAGAGAGGAGAAGUUUAAGGGUGCCUUGGGUGGGGAUGAGAGGAGCAGCGUAGUGAAAGAUCAAGGUGGUUUUGAGGGAAAGUCAAGAGGUUAUUCGGAUAGAGGAGAGGCGGCUUUAGUCAACAAUCAGGCUGGCUUGCAGGCUCAGGUUGGAAAUAUUGCAGGAAGUGUGGGGGAGGUUGAACCUGGCCAUAGAGUUGAUGAUGUUAAACCAAAGAAUCAGCCACCAAGCCAACCAAGGUUUAGGGGUUCUCAGAUAUAUACACGGUCUCUUUCAGGGCAGUUUGAAGGUGGUUUUUCACUGAGAUUUAAGGAAGCGCCAUCUGACGAGACUGAGGCUGAUCAGUCAGCUUCUCAGUUACAGUGGGUGGAAGAUCCUGAAGUUCCAAGAAUAAAGGUCCAGAAGCCUCCUUCUGCUGCUCCAGAACAGAUUAUGAAGCUGCAAGGUAGAAGGGAUGAGAGUGGCUCUGCUUAUGGAAGUAACAAGUUGGUUUUUCCUAGCAAAAAGGUUUCUGAGAAUCAAGAGAGCUUGGGCUAUGUGUCAGCAGCAUCAGUAGAGCAAGUUCAGAGGGCAAGGCAGUCUAAGGGGAAUCAAGAGCUUAAUGAUGAGCUGAAAAUGAAGGCAAACGAGCUUGAAAAGCUUUUUGCAGAGCACAAGCAAUCUGGUUCUACAAGAAGAAGUAAACCUACUGACUUGCAGGUUGAACAGGCAAUAAGUUCACAGUAUAGAAAGCCAGCAGCAGUAGAGAUAUCUACCACACAGCUUUUGGAUAAUAAGGCUGAGUUUGAACCAAUCAUGAAUGCCAGUGAAAAUAUGAAGUUUAGCACUCCACCCAUGAAGAUGGUAGAUCAUCAAGACUACAGCAGUUCUCUGAGACAGAAUUUCUCUGAGCUCAGUUUUUCAGAUGAUUCUAGAGGAAAGUUUUAUGAGAGGUACAUGCAGAAAAGGGAUGCAAAGUUGAGGGAAGAGUGGGGUACAAAAAGAGCGGAGAAGGAAGCGAAGUUGAAGGCCAUGCAGGAUAGCCUUGAGCAGAGUAGAUCUGAAAUGAAGGCCAAAUUUUCUGGGUCUGCAGACAGAUCUAGUUCUGGUGCUCGUCAACUUGCAGAGAAGCUCAGAACAUACCAUUCUCGUAUGAGCAUCAAGAGAGAGCAGCAUCUGAUAGAUUCCCUUCAGAGUGAAGAGGAUGAAGAUCCUUCUGAAUUUAUGGAGCAGAAAUAUUAUAGACAAGACAGAUCUUUUAGUGAGGCAUCUCUAAUGGAUGGCACUUCUAGAAGCUCACAAAACAAGAAGCUUUUGCUGAACAGAAAUUUGUCUUCAUCCACCCCUCGCACAACAGCAGCACCAGUUCCACGAUCAUCAGCUAAAAUGUCCAACACCAGUUCUGCGAGAAGGAGAAUGCAAUCAGAGAAUCCUCUUGCACAAUCAGUUCCAAACUUCUCUGAUUUCAGAAAAGAGAACACGAAGCCCUCUUCUGGAGUCAGCAAAACCACAAACCGGACUCAGGUGAGAACCUAUGCCCGCAGCAAGAGUACAGCCGAAGAGACACCUCUUGCAAAGGAAGAAAAGCCCCGGCGUUCUCAGUCAUUGAGGAAAAGCUCAGCUGGUCCUGCAGAAUUUAAGGAUUUGUCUCUGAACUCUGAUGAUGUUUUGAUGCCAUUGAAGUUUGACAAAGAGCAAACUGAGCAAGGCCUCUAUGAAAGAUUUUCAAAGAAUGUGGAGCCAAAGCCAUUCCUUCGGAAAGGUAAUGGCAUAGGUCCUGGUGCUGGAACUAGUAUAGCCAAAGUGAAAGCUUCAGUGGCAUCUGAACCUCUCAAAAACGAAGAAGAGUUUGAAGAAUCACCUUUUGAGGCAGAUGAUUCAGUUAAUGGGGCAAAAGAAGAGGAAGAAGAAGAGGUGAUGGAGGAGGAGGAGCUUGAAACGACAGAGGUUGAAGAUUAUGCUAACAAUGGACAUGGCAAACCAAGACUAAGCCAGGAAUCAGACAAGAUGUCUGAAUCUGAGAAUGAUGAGUCUUUAAGAUCUCAUUCUCAAAUUGAUCCCUCUUCAGUUCCUGAACUGCCAACCUCCAUUUCUUCAACAUUCCAUGCUGUAGGGUCCUUGCAGGACUCACCUGGGGGAAGCCCGGUGUCAUGGAACUCCCGCAUGCACAAUCCAUUUUCAUACCCACAUGAGAUUUCAGAUAUUGAUGCUUCUGUGGAUUCUCCUAUUGGGAGUCCUGCGUCUUGGAAUUCUCACUCGCUCACCCAAACAGAGGCUGAUGCAGCUCGAAUGAGGAAGAAAUGGGGAAGUGCUCAGAAACCUAUUCUUGUUGCUAACUCCUCUCAGAAUCAGGCCCGUAAGGAUGUGACAAAAGGGUUCAAACGGUUGUUAAAGUUUGGAAGAAAAAGUCGUGGGGCUGAGAGUUUGGUUGACUGGAUUUCUGCCACAACUUCUGAAGGAGAUGAUGAUACAGAAGAUGGGCGAGAUCCUGCUAAUCGAUCAUCAGAAGACUUGAGGAAGUCGAGGAUGGGGUUUUCUCACAGUCAUGCUUCUGAUGAUUGCUAUAAUGAAAGCGAGUUGUUCAAUGAGCAGGUUCAAUCUAUUCAUAGUUCCAUACCAGCACCUCCAGCAAACUUCAAAUUGAGGGAUGAUCAUAUGUCUGGAAGCUCUAUUAAAGCACCGCGAUCAUUCUUCUCCCUUUCAACAUUCCGAAGCAAGGGAAGUGAAUCAAAGCUCAGAUAAUUGCUUCAGUGAAAGGUUCAGAGCUACUUGGAAUAUCUCAAGUGAUAGGGUGUAAAGGAUUAUAUAUAGGAUACAAAUGCUUGUGCUGAAAUAUGUUGUAUAUUGUAUUGAACUAAAAUCGCCUAUUGGCGUUAUUGUGAUUUUGGUAGUCUAGGAGCAUUCUUUUUUUUUUUUUUUUCUCUUCUUAAAAAUUGCUCUAGCCUGGUGUGAUAUGCAUAUGAGCAAUCAGACUCUUGGCAGAACAUAGAGUUGGUGACAGUCUCAAGAAGAGUGAUGUGAUUAUGCGGAGUAAUAUCAUGUAAACAAUGACUACUUUUACGUCAUCUUCUACACUCCCUCUGUCCUGCUGCCAAUGUUAUUCUCUAUGUCCUUUUUUC
This is a messenger RNA of Ricinus communis (castor bean), 5148 nucleotides long. RefSeq lists its product as uncharacterized. NCBI's taxonomy places the organism in Eukaryota, Viridiplantae, Streptophyta, Magnoliopsida, Malpighiales, Euphorbiaceae. The coding region runs from base 566 to 4771 and encodes 1401 amino acids. The transcript has 11 exons. The record is from RefSeq and is a predicted model, not a curated record.